Symphalangus syndactylus (siamang) is the source of this 10170-nucleotide messenger RNA. It is a transcript of the gene SLF2, whose product is annotated as SMC5/6 complex localization factor 2. NCBI's taxonomy places the organism in Eukaryota, Metazoa, Chordata, Mammalia, Primates, Hylobatidae. The record is from RefSeq and is a predicted model, not a curated record. Gene Ontology annotation, biological process: positive regulation of double-strand break repair; protein localization to site of double-strand break; DNA damage response. Gene Ontology annotation, cellular component: nucleus; site of double-strand break.
CAAUUUCAGAGCAAAAAUUUAUUACUGGGUACAAUCAGAAAUUACUUUUAGAGUUCUUUGCUUUUUGGUAACAUUCUCUGUCACUUACUGACCUUUUGUACUCAGUCCCUGCCUGCUAAGGUACUGUGUGAACCAAUCUGCCCAAGCUGUUUUCUCUCUGUGUGACUGCUUAAGAUCUCUGGCAUGAGUUAUACUGUCACUCCUCUCAGGAACUCCCACGUUGGGCUUGAUUUUCCCAGCAAACUUGAUCUGUUGUUCAUGUAACAUUGUUUCUGCUGCUGUCCCAUUCCUUCUCAUCAAGGCCAGAGCCCCCUCCUCCUGUUGUCUUUAACAAGGCAGGGUGCUAAACUGAGCUGAGCUGUACCCCCACAGAAGCUUUGUGCAAAGAAGCCGCUCCAUUUCUUCAAUCUUUGCAUCCUCAUCCCAUCCCCAUGCCCAGAAAUCUUCCCAAACUAGCCUUUUAUGGUCAUCCAGCCUUAAUUUCUCUUUUUUUCCAAAUCCCAGCUAAGUUUUGUCUUAAGUCUCUAAUUGGGUUUGGUUACAUUGUUCAAUGUCCUUUCCCCCCAGUAUCCCCCCUGCCAUCCUCCCCUAUUAGCGCCUCCUAAGCACACAUCUGAACUCCUUAAAUCUUUUACCUAGUGUAGAGUUUCCUGGUCAUCUCCUUUCAGCCCACUACAAAUUAAAGUGUAAAAACCCUUACAAUAAAUGUGUGUGCGUGCACAUCCACGCAUGGUAUAUAUGUACACAUUUAAACUGGUAGAAAGGAUAUAAACACAAAAUAGACUGUCCAAUACUAUUUGGGGGUGGGAGGUGGAGGAGAAGAGCCCUAGGCCCUAGAAGUUCCCUGGGGUUCUUAUUAGUAUGUUGAACAUAUUUCACCCUGCAACCCAAAUCUGUACCACUUUCAUACACAGCUUAAACAGAGUCUUGAUGCUUAUUGAGGAUUUAGAUAACUACUUCCUGUUAAGAAGAUAUUUUUAAAAUUGUGUUUUCAUUAUGACUCCAUCUCCAUUUAUUGAUCGAGGGAUUUCUUGCCUCACUUAACUCCAUAAUCUGUUACUCAGAUUAAGAAAACGAGAAAACUAUUGUUUGGUAGUUUGAGUACAGGCUUUAAAGUGAUACUAUGGAGGCUGGAUGAUUCAAGUACUGUAAUCCAAGAAAAGCAACUAAAUGAUCAGGCAGAAUGUGUUUUUAUGCAUUACUAUUUAUCGAUUAGGCAUGCAAUGAAAUGAAUUGGAUUAAAUGUUUUGUAGAUGUGCUCUGUUAUAGUACAGAAACUUCCUAGUGUAAAACAUCCAACAGAAAGCACUAAGAGAUAGGAAAUAAUACAUGUAAAAUGCAAAUGUGUAAGUCAUUCAACACAUUUUGAGCAUCUGUUUUUUUAUGUAAAAAAAAGUUAGGUACAGUAAAUUCUCAGAUUAGGAGCAGAAAAGUACUAUUUUGGCACUUCCCUUCUUCCACCACCACUACCUAGUAUACAGCUGUACAUAUGUGCUUUUGGGGUGAACGUGAAACCUGUAUAUUCACUGUUUACCUUCGACCCUCUACUUUGCCAGCUUUUUGUCCACUUUAUUCCUUAUUAAUUCUUCCUCCCAGGGACUAAAGGGGAAGGGAAAAGGAGGUGAACUUGGAGUCAGUCAGGCAUGCUUAGUGACCAGAACAGUUCAAUUUCGUUUUCUCUAAAUUUUAAUUAAUUUAUGUAUUUUUGAGACAGGGUCUUGCUAUGUUGCCCAGGCUAGUCUCCAACUCCUGGGCUCAAGCUAUCCACUUGCCUUGGCCUCCCAAACUGCUGGGAUUAUAGAUGUGAGCAACUGUACCAGGCCAAUAGUUCAAUUUCUAUACAAUAAACUUGAAAGACCCGUCCAAAUUAUUUUAUAUCAUUUAAGAUUUUUUUCCAUCCAACUCAUUAAAUAACUCUGUCAAUUAAAGCUUGGACAUCUUAAAAUUGAUAUUUUGGUUGUUAACAGUUAUUGCAACAGUAUUUGACCUGUCUCUGGAAGAUUUUGUAAAGUAAAAUUCGCUGUAGGAAUCUAUCUGGGGAAGAAAGGGAACUAUAAUUUGCUCAGUACCUAUUACAUGAGAGAAUCUGAACUGUGCAGUGUACACUGCUUUAUUCUUUUAUGGUUUACAAUUACCCAGAAAAGUGAGUAAAAUGCACAUUUUACAGAUGUGGAGGCUAAGGUUCAGAGAUACUCUGACCAGUCUCUCGGUUUAUAAGGAAAACCAUGGCUAACAGCCUCCAGAGCACAAGCCCUUUACAAAGGAGGGUUGGAGAUUGCAGGCAGCUUUUACUCAUCUGUGCUGCCCACGCUUAACAUGGACAAUUGAAAGCUGACCUUGUGUUCCUUUAAAAAAAAUCUCCAAGGAAGCCGGCUGCAGAGACUUCAUGGUAACUCAUGAGAAACAAAAUGCUUUUGCAGAUUAAAAACUGUCUUUAUUCCAAUGGAGUUUUUUGAGGUUUUUUUCUUCUUAAAGACAAAAAAAAAAAAAUCUACCGCUGACACUCAACAAGAACCCUCGUAGAAUAGACAAGUCUUCGGAUCGCGCUGUGCAGAUCCCUCAGGAAAUCGUGACAGUAUUAUGGCACUUUGGCCUAAGAUGUUAAAGAGACGAUGUAAAGAACAACUGCGGAUUUCUGAGGCACAAUUAUGUGACACAGGAAGCCCAAGUGUUGGCCAUUCCGAAAGAAGGCAGCUGCCGGGCUCGGGUUUGCUUCAGCAAACCCUCACCCCUCCCCUUCAACCAGGCGGGUGUCGCCAGCUGCCCGCCAGCAGCUGCCCGCGCCUUUCCGCCCCCGCGCGCCGGCCAAGGCCGAGGCGGCCGGGACCAGAGGCGCGCGCCCUCGGUGCAUGUGACGGGGUGGGAGGGGGAGUUUUCUUCCUCCCCCGUCCCCAAGCCCCGCCUUCUCCAGAGAGGCUGCGGCUUCCUAUUGCGCCACCACCGAAAUGACCACCGUGCCAGCCAAUCAAGAUGUGACUCAUGAACUAAGACCCGCCCCUUACUGGUCCUCAGGUUCCUUCCCGCUCACGCCGGAGUCACUUCCGAAGAGAGAACCGCCAUGAAGAGAGAAGGGGGUGCCGCCCACCUCUGCUCCGACAGCCUCCUGGAGUCCCAGCAGCAAGACGGCAACCACGCACCCAACUUCUCCAGCCACGGCUCAUGCCGCCGUCGCCAGCGGCGCCGACAUGACAAGGCGCUGCAUGCCCGCUAGGCCAGGUUUCCCCUCAUCCCCAGCCCCGGGGUCGUCGCCCCCGCGCUGCCAUCUGAGACCCGGUAGUACCGCCUAUGCUGCAGCGGGAAAGAGAACAGAGAGUCCUGGGGACAGGUACCGUGCAGAGGGCUUGAGAAGGGGCCGGGUCGCGGGGGCAAGGGUAUGAGGGGAGGGCUGCAGACCGCCGCUCUUCCAGUUCCCGCCGUCCUCCGCGAGCUCAGGCGUUGGAGUUUCGGGGCCUGGCAAACCCCCGCCCCGCCUCCGCGCAGGGGCUUCUGGGAGUUGGAGUUUGCUUCUCUGUAGUUGGGCAGCUGCUCUUGGUCUAGUGACCACCAGCCUGGACAGCUACGGAGAACCCGCCUUAGGAAGCAGUCAAUUAUAGAUUUCUUCAAACCAGCUUCAAAACAAGACAGACACAUGUUGGAUUCACCACAAAAAUCAAACAUCAAAUAUGAAGGAAGUAGAUUGUCUAUCACUGGGACAGAGCAGUUUAAAAGGAAACUAUCCUCACCAAAAAAAUCUAAACCCAAAAGGGUGCCACCAGAAAAGAGCCCUAUUAUAGAAGCUUUCAUGAAAGGUGUUAAAGAGCACCAUGAAGAUCAUGGUAUACAUGAGUCACGUCGGCCUUGUGUGUCACUGGCCUCCAAAUAUUUAGCCAAAGGAACAAAUAUCUAUGUUCCUUCUUCAUAUCACUUGCCAAAGGAGAUGAAGUCACCAAAGAAAAAACAUCGAUCCACAGAGAGAAGGAAGUCACUAUUCAUUCAUGAAAAUAAUGAGAAGAGUGAUAGAGAUCGAGGCAAAACCAAUGCAGACUCCAAAAAGCAGACCACAGUGGCAGAAGCUGACAUCUUCAAGAACAGCUCCAGAAGUCUUAGCAGCAGGAGCAGCCUGUCCAGGCACCACCCGGGAGAAAGCCCAUUGGGAGCUAAAUUCCAGUUGUCACUAGCUUCUUACUGCAGAGAACGAGAACUAAAGAGGUUGAGAAAGGAGCAAAUGGAGCAGAGAAUCAACUCUGAGAAUUCUUUCUCAGAAGCAAGCAAUCUUUCCUUAAAAUCUUCUAGUAUAGAAAGAAAAUAUAAACCAAGGCAGGAACAAAGGAAACAGAGUGACAUCAUACCUGGAAAGAAUAAUCUAUCAAAUGUGGAAAAUGGACAUCUCUCAAGAAAAAGAUCCUCUUCUGAUUCAUGGGAACCUACUUCAGCAGGCUCUAAGCAGAAUAAAUUCCCUGAAAAAAGAAAAAGGAACUCUGUGGACUCAGAUCUGAAAAGCACAAGAGAAGCUAUGAUACCAAAAGCAAGAGAGUCCUUCCUUGAGAAGCGUCCUGAUGGACCACAUCAGAAAGAAAAAUUUAUAAAACAUAUUGCACUGAAGACACCUGGUGAUGUGUUGCGCUUAGAAGAUAUAUCCAAGGAACCACAUGAAACUGAUCGCUCUUCUGCAGGCUUGGCACCUUCAAAUUCUGGCAAUUCUGGCCACCAUUCUACCAGGAAUAGUGACCAAAUCCGAGUGGCAGCUACCAAGGAGACUAAGAUGCAGAAACCCCACUUACCUUUAUCUCAGGAAAAGUCUGCAAUUAAAAAAGCUAGCAACCUUCAGAAAAAUAAAACCGCUAACUCCAUGACAAAGGAGAAGGAGACAAAACUACCUUUACUUUCCCAUGUUCCAAGUGCUGGUUCCUCUCUAGUACCAUUAAAUGCUAAAAAUUGUGCUCUUCCAGUUUCUAAAAAAGAUAAAGAGCGUUCCUCAUCUAAAGAAUGUUCUGCGCAUUCUACAGAAUCCACCAAACACAAGGAACACAAAGCAAAGACUAAUAAGGCCGAUUCUAAUGUAUCUUCAGGGAAAAUUUCUGGGGGACCUUUGCGCUCAGAAUAUGGCACUCCUACAAAGUCUCCCCCUGCUGCUUUGGAAGUUGUGCCAUGUAUCCCAAGCCCUGCAGCACCUUCAGAUAAAGCCCCUUCAGAAAGAGAGAGUUCAGGAAAUGCCAAUGCAGGUAGCAGUGCACUGAAAAGAAAACUAAGGGGUGAUUUUGAUAGUGAUGAAGAAAGUUUAGGUUACAACCUAGACAGUGAUGAGGAAGAGGAAACAUUAAAGUCACUGGAAGAAAUAAUGGCUUUGAACUUCAAUCAGAUUCCUGCAACUACAGGAAAGCCUCCUGCUCUUUCCAAGGGGCUUAGAUCUCAGUCAUCAGACUAUACAGGACUUGUUCAUCCUGGAACUUACACAAAUACCUUAGAACGUCUAGUGAAGGAAAUGGAAGACACAGAAAGGCUAGAUGAACUGCAGAAGCAACUACAAGAAGACAUAAGGCAAGGCCGAGGCAUUAAAUCCCCAAUCAGAAUUGGAGAAGAAGACAGUACAGAUGAUGAGGAUGGCCUCUUAGAAGAGCACAAGGAAUUUCUAAAGAAAUUUUCAGUUACAAUUGAUGCUAUUCCUGAUCAUCAUCCAGGUGAAGAAAUAUUUAAUUUCCUCAAUUCUGGAAAAAUUUUCAAUCAGUAUACCUUGGAUUUAAGAGACUCUGGUUUUAUUGGACAAAGUGCUGUAGAAAAACUUAUUCUUAAAUCAGGAAAAACAGAUCAGAUUUUUUUGACAACACAAGGUUUCCUUACGUCUGCUUAUCACUAUGUCCAGUGUCCUGUCCCUGUGUUAAAGUGGCUGUUCCGGAUGAUGUCAGUUCAUACAGACUGUAUUGUGUCAGUGCAGAUUUUAAGUACAUUGAUGGAAAUAACAAUUAGAAAUGAUACCUUCAGUGACUCACCAGUUUGGCCCUGGAUCCCAUCAUUGUCUGAUGUAGCAGCUGUGUUUUUCAAUAUGGGGAUUGAUUUUAGAUCUUUGUUUCCCCUGGAGAAUCUUCAGCCAGACUUUAAUGAAGACUAUCUAGUUUCUGAAACACAGACAACAUCAAGGGGGAAAGAAAGUGAAGAUUCAUCUUAUAAGCCAAUUUUUUCAACACUUCCUGAAACCAACAUUUUAAAUGUGGUUAAGUUUCUAGGCUUGUGUACAUCUAUACAUCCAGAAGGUUACCAGGAUCGUGAAAUAAUGUUGCUGAUUUUAAUGUUAUUUAAAAUGAGUUUGGAAAAACAGCUGAAACAGAUUCCUCUAGUAGACUUUCAAAGCCUCCUGAUAAACCUGAUGAAAAACAUCAGAGAUUGGAACACAAAGGUGCCUGAACUCUGUCUGGGCAUAAGUGAACUCUCCAGUCAUCCCCACAACCUUCUGUGGUUGGUACAGCUGGUCCCUAAUUGGACAUCACGUGGAAGGCAACUGAGACAAUGCCUCAGUCUAGUGAUUAUUUCAAAGCUUUUGGAUGAGAAACACGAAGAUAUUCCUAAUGCCAGUAAUCUGCAGGUAUCAGUCCUACAUCGCUAUCUUGUGCAGAUGAAGCCUUCUGAUUUGUUAAAGAAAAUGGUCUUGAAGAAAAAGGCCGAACAACCAGAUGGCAUUAUUGAUGACAGUCUUCAUUUAGAACUUGAAAAGCAGGCAUAUUACCUGACCUACAUUCUUCUUCAUUUAGUCGGUGAAGUUAGUUGUUCUCAUUCUUUUUCUUCUGGACAACGGAAACACUUUGUGCUACUCUGUGGGGCUUUGGAAAAGCAUGUUAAAUGUGAUAUUAGGGAAGAUGCAAGACUUUUUUACAGAACUAAGGUGAAAGACUUGGUCGCUAGGAUACAUGGAAAAUGGCAGGAAAUAAUCCAGAACUGUCGGCCUACUCAGGGGCAGCUUCAUGACUUCUGGGUACCAGAUUCUUAAUAGGAGUUGCAGCAGCAAAAACAUGAACCAAGAGAAAUUCAAUAAGAGCCUUUCCUAGAGGAGUAGAAAGGAUUAUUACAGAAUCCAAUGAAUGCCAAGAAAAUGUACAGCAAAUGUGCCACUUGAAUAUCUAGUAUGAAGCUGGUAAUGAAGAAAUUGCCAUUUCUGAAGCAGAUAUGAAAUAUGAUCUGCUUAAUUGUUAAGGCAACUGACCUUUCAAAAGUGCAGAGUCUUAUUAAAAGAUGGGAGGGGUAGAAGCAGAAUAAUAGUCACAUGUGUAACCUGCCCCAGUUAACUCCUUUUGUUAAAUUAUAAGCCAAUUAUCUUUUUUAGAUAGUAAUUUUGUCACUUGGAUAAUCACAGGAAAUAUAUAAGAAAAGAGCUUGGACUAACUUGAGAAGUUGGACAUGGAAAGCAAGACCAAGUUCCAGUUGGGUUUAAUUUUCCCUCUUGUUUAUUUUUGGACACAAAGGGAAUGCUUAAAACUGAGUUUAGUAAUAAAAAGCAUAAAUCUCUUCUGUAACUUUAUAAACCACAGGGAGGUUUCAAUCCAUGCAUUUUCCUUCAUUACUCAAGAUUAUAAAUCUGUUUUUAAAAUACAUUUAAACAGUUGAGAAACAAAAGUUUGGUAUGUUGUCAGAUCCCCUUAAGAGGAAGAGGUUAAGCUGUAAAGUAGUGGCCCUGUUUUGAUGCCAGAACAUUCAUAUGCAGUUUGUUCUGAAUUUCUUUUAAAUGCAUGUAUUUUAAAUACUGGUUAAAUCUUAGAAUAUUGGCUAUAUCUUAGAAUUCUGGCUCUUGGUAACCAUAUUACAGAAGUCUAUAUUGUAAAAGCCUAAAGAUCUGGACAAGUUUCCAACAACCUUGUUUCCAUGAGUGUAUAAUUUUGGCAGACACCUGAAUUCUUUGGGACACUGUGUCUGUGUAUGUGUGUGUGUGUGUGUGUGUGUGUGUGUGCGCGCGCGCGCGCUCUUGUAUCUUGAAGUUGUUGCACUUCAAAACCACAGCUGCUUUAAAUUCUUAAACACUGGAAAGCCAUCCUUUGGUUUAAAUGGUAGAGGGUUAGUGGAAGUGCACAUGUUGGUUUUAGCCCAGGGGUAGUAACAAACCCUUACUAGCCAACUAGAAAAUUAUUUUGUUGACUAGAUGUCCCUUUUAGGAGGGUUUGUUUCCUGAAAGAAUGCCAACUUUUUUUGUUGUUCUUUCAGUAUUGGCUUGAGUGACCUGUUCUCCUGAGUGCUCUAGUGUCUCCAGUUGUGGGGGGAAAGAUGAUGGAGGGGAACGGAAACUGGACUUGAUGUUUGCGGUUUGAGAGGCAAGAAAAUAAAAUAACUUUCUACCUCUAAAUUGAGGCUUAGGAGUAAAAAGCAUUUUGUCUUAAAUUUAUCAUUUAAAAUAGCAUCAGUAACUUUUGAGCUCAUGUCAAUCAAGCAUUGGCAGUCAAAGAUUUUAUAGGGAAGACUAAAUCCAGUUUCCAAGAACCUAAACUGAUUGAGGCUCCAAGAGUCAGACCAACAAAAGUUUUAUUCUGUGUUGUUUACUGGUAAGAAUAUUAUCUUGAUACUACCUCUCAAGGGUAUUGUUACAAAAUGCCACUUAUGGUUAAAGAGAUAGAUACAAAGAGUUCUAUUUGACAGAAGCUUGAAACUCUGGCAUCUAUCUGCCCAAGGAUGGGGGCUUUCAUUCUGUAAUUUAAUCCUUUGUAGAUACAUUAUUUGCGUGUAAUUUUAUACGUGUUCAUAUUUUUCUCAUUUUGCAUUGUGUAAAGUGUACAAAAUCUCAAAGUAUAAAAUACUGCUUAUAUUGCUUGUAAUUUACAGUGUGUAAAUAUUUUCUAAUUGUGUACAUUAAUGGGGGGACAAGUGGGUUAUUCAGGUUUUUUUUUAAUGACCCUUUUGUAUUGCAGUUUCAACAGAUAACUGCCUAUCAAAUUUAAAACCACUUUGAUACAUUUUUAUUUAACAGUUCCAAUAAGAAAAAAAUCUCUAUUUUCAAUUAUAUUUCUCCUUUAGAAAAAAAUACUUCAUGGUCCCUUUAAAAUAAAUGGCCAGACCUCAGUUUAGGCCCUUGUAUUUAUGACUCUGGUAGAGGUCUUCAGACUCCAGGUCAUAGUCUAGUCAGUAUUUGCAUUUGGGUUCUCAUGAAAAUUUUGUGACUCUCUUUUAGCACAAGUAGCCCAUGGUUUUUCUGCCAAAUCAAGUAUUUUACUUCUCCCUUGAGUACCCAUGCUUUGUCUCCCUCCUGCUGCUAUUGCCCAGUGAAUGGGAUGGUAGAGAGGGAGAAAUGUUCAUUGCACAGAGAAUGUCAGGCCACUUUGGGGACUUGGCAAACAAAGCUUGCACUGAGUGGUGGUGUGUUUGGCAAUAUUACUGUGCCAAAAAUCACCUUGUCUAAUUUUAUGGAUAUGUAUGGCAAACUUAUUACCCUUCUUGCAAGCUGCACAUUAAGGUACUUGUGUUUAUGCUUUUGUGUGUAACUGUUUGCCUUUUCUAACUGUUUUUCUUGUUACUGAAAAUAUAAUUCUACUACUUUUAUCACAUUAAGAGGCUCUCCAUGCACAAAAUGCAUUGAUGUAGCCGUAAAGUAACAGCAUUUGUACAUUUUCUAUCUCCUGACGGCAGUGGUGCCUUUGUCACCUUUUGGAAGGUUUGCAUUUUGUUUCUGCUUUCAAGCACAAAUAGUAGCUUGCUUUCAACUUCACAAAAAUCUCCUCAAAUGUAAGAUACAAAAUGGCGUGUUAUCAUCCAGGCUUAGUUGGAGUAUUUGCAUUUUUAUUUUUAUCAAAACAAAUAUAAUUGGUGGGGGACUGGCCAGUAAUAAUGUGUGGCGUCUUUAAGCCAAGGGUAAUUUUUAAAUUAAAAAUGAAAAUUUUAAGAGGUAGCCCAUCAAACAAGCUACUAAGUUGGAGAAUUAGGGGAUGACUGUGGUGGUUUGUCGCUAAGGAGGCAACAGUAGGGUCCAGGUGGCUGGGCAUGUAGAGCAGUUAGCAUGAUCUGUGGUUAUUCCUUACUCAUGAACAGUGUCGGCAUACCUCGUUAUCUGUGCAUUUGUUUUUCCUGGGCAGUCCUGUCAGCCAGUUAAUCCACCAGCUCUUAGGCAGUAAAUACAGAUUUUUUUCUUUCUUUUUAUUUUUUUAAAGAUUUUAUACUACAUCUUGUUAAAGUCCUAUGAAUAUGUGUGUGUGUGCUAUUAAAACUGCUUUUUCUCAGUUUGAA